AGCAGCGCGACCUGCCCCGGCUCCGGCAGCAUGUCUACGACAGAGAGCUCCGGCCGAUCUGCGGACAAGGACCCCCGGCAGCAGGUGGACCGUCUUCUCUCAGGGCUGCGAUGGAGGCGGCUGGAGGAACCACUGGGAUUCAUCAAAGUUCUUCAGUGGCUCUUUGCUAUUUUCGCCUUCGGGUGCUGCGGCUCCUACAGCGGCGAGACAGGGGCAACGGUGAGAUGCAACAACGAAGCCAAGGACAUGAGCUCCAUCCUUGUUUUAUUCGGCUAUCCCUUCAGGUUGAACCGGGUCCAGUAUGAGAUGCCCCUCUGUGAUGAAGAAUCCACCUCCAAGACCCUGAACCUCAUGGGAGACUUUUCGGCCCCUGCUGAAUUCUUUGUAACCCUGGGAAUUUUCUCCUUCUUCUACACCAUGGCUGCUCUGAUUCUUUACCUUCGUUUCCACAACCUGUAUACUAAGAACAAGCGUUUUCCUCUGGUGGACUUCUGUGUGACUGUCUCCUUCACCUUCUUCUGGUUGGUGGCAGCGGCAGCAUGGGGCAAAGGCCUGACGGAUGUGAAGGGGGCCACUCGGCCUUCUAGUCUGAUUGCUGCCAUGUCAGUAUGCCAUGGGGAUGAGGCUGUCUGCAGUGCUGGGGCCACCCCCUCCAUGGGGCUUGCCAACAUCUCUGUGCUCUUUGGUUUCAUCAACUUCUUCCUGUGGGCUGGGAACUGUUGGUUUGUGUUCAAGGAAACCCCGUGGCAUGGGCAGGGCCAGGGCCAGGACCAGGACCAGGACCAGGACCAGGACCAGGAUGCCAGCAAGGAGAGUGCAGCUGAGCAGGGCGCUGUGGAAAAGCAGUAGUUAGCCUGUCUGCCUCUCUCCUGUCCAGCUCCCGACGGACAGCACCUCCUCCCCCGGCUUCUUCGGCUUCCUUCCAGGACUUCCCUCCUCUUGUACCUCUCCCCUCCUUGCUGAUUCUUCUGGGCUAGGUGCUCGGGGACAAAGGAUGGGCCGGCGCCCCACCUACCUCCCCGGGGGCAAUUAUCCCUCUGAGUUCCCCAUCUCUCCCUUUCUGUUCACGGGCAGGGUCCCAGGCUGGGCGGGAACUCAGCACUGUGUGUUUUCUGCCUGGCCCAGGUGGUCUUACUCAUCUAGCUGAAUCUGAGAAUCAGUGUCCUGCUGAACAGGGGCAGGUGGGAGGACGGGGGAGGGGCAUGCAGCAGCACUGAGUCUGUUCCCUUUAGUAUCCUCCAGGGAUGGCCCAGCCCAGCUCCAAUAGUAAAGGGUUGGGGGGAGUAGAAAGGUACAAGAGAGGUGCUGGAUGGUGGCUUCUCCCUCCCACCGAAGGGCCCAGCAGUGAUUUGUCUGCCUUUUCUCAGCUGCGGUGGGUCAGCCUCUGUGUCCCCUCUCAUCUUCAUUCAAACAAGUUUCGCCUGUUACUUCCAUUCACCUCUCAGGUCUCUGUUUCCCAGGGGCCAAUCAGUGUGUACUGUCACCCAGGCAGGUCCCUGGGGCCUCUUACCCUUCCCUUCCCCUGGGCCCACCUAUUUGCGCAGAUCAAGAGAGGCAAAGGCUAUGGAAGGAGAGCUGGAUAUUUCCUCCCUGCCUAGACAGAUAGGAAGGAACACAGGGUCCUGAGCACACCGAGUUCUGGC
Molecule: messenger RNA, 1643 nt
Organism: Vombatus ursinus (common wombat)
Lineage: Eukaryota; Metazoa; Chordata; Mammalia; Diprotodontia; Vombatidae
Gene: SYPL2
Product: synaptophysin like 2
Exons: 6
Coding region: 31-849 (272 amino acids)
Cellular component (GO): synaptic vesicle; synaptic vesicle membrane
Source: RefSeq, a predicted model, not a curated record